Messenger RNA from Alternaria ventricosa, 585 nucleotides. RefSeq lists its product as uncharacterized. Gene Ontology annotation, cellular component: mitochondrion. Gene Ontology annotation, biological process: cardiolipin biosynthetic process. NCBI's taxonomy places the organism in Eukaryota, Fungi, Ascomycota, Dothideomycetes, Pleosporales, Pleosporaceae. The transcript has 4 exons. Bases 1 to 585 code for a protein of 194 amino acids. The record is from RefSeq and is a predicted model, not a curated record. Gene Ontology annotation, molecular function: phosphatidylglycerophosphatase activity.
AUGAACAUCUCGGGCACUUUGAACGUCUUUCGGCUGAUUUGGAAUCCGACUCUUUCUUUUAGGAAGGAUGGGGUCAACGAGCAGAAAGAGGUAGACAUCCAAGCUGUAGUGCUCGACAAAGACAACUGUUUUGCUGUUCCACAUACCGAUGAGAUUUACAAGCCAUAUGAAGAUCAUUUCCAGCGCCUGCGACGCGCUUAUCCAGGCUCAAAACUCUUGAUAGUGUCUAACACAGCUGGCACAUCAUCCGAUAAGAACUAUGCCCAGGCCGAUGUCUUGGAGGCCAACACCGGUGUCAAAGUGUUGCGACAUACCACCAAGAAGCCUGGCUGUAAGGAAGAGGUCAUGGCUUACUUCAGGGCGCAUCCAGACUCUGGUGUGACCAGACCAGAUCAAAUUGCAAUAGUAGGAGACCGCCUGUCUACGGACGUCAUGAUGGCAAACCUCAUGGGUGGAUAUGGGGUAUGGGUCAGAGAUGGAGUACAGGGCCGGGGUUUUUUUGCGAGAGUUGAGGAUAGGCUGCAGAGCUUCCUCUUCAGGAGAGGAUACGCUGCGCCUGAUCCUAGCCGGAAUCAGUUCGAGUAA